Molecule: messenger RNA, 1359 nt
Organism: Symbiodinium natans
Lineage: Eukaryota; Dinophyceae; Suessiales; Symbiodiniaceae
Source: the annotation of a GenBank genome assembly
AUGGGCUGGAGGGCCUUAGAGGUGCAAAGGUUCGCGAUUCUCUUCGCCCCGCAACUCCAGUACUCCUCCGAUCUCGCUCUGGGGCCACCUGGCCGGGCCUCAACCUCCGAGCUGUGGGAGGUCAGCAACGGCGGGAGUGGCCAGAGGCGAAGUGCGAAAGCCAUCUAUUUGCUGGUCUCGGCGGAAUUCCCCACGAAGAACUUGCAAGCUGUGUGGCUUUGCUUUCGCAUGCUGAUGCUGCAAACAUGUGUGCAGGGAUUGAAGCUGCCCGUUUGGGACAGCCCAGCUCGCAUUUCCGAGCUGUGCGUUGCCCGGCCUGCUUUUGCGAAGUACGAGCAGCUGGAUGUGAGCAUGUUUCUUUUCAAUUCAGCAGGUUCUGAUGAAGGUGAUGAGCAAGUACCCGCAGAUCUCCUGUGCCUUGAGGAUUUCAGUGACUCGGAGCUGCUCCGUGGUUUGUGGGCCAGGUACGAAAGGCGGCAGAUCUACACCUGGUUGGGUGACGUCCUGGUGUCCGUGAACCCCUACUCUGAUGUGGGAGCUUUUGGUCAGGAGAUGGCGGCGCGCUACUCGUCGAGCAGACCGCCGCAGGCGCCGCACCUGUAUGCUGUCGUCCAGCAAGCUUUGUCUGCGCCAGGGAGGAGGCAAGCUCUGCUCAUCACGGGUGAGAGUGGAGCUGGGAAGACGGAGGAGCACCUCCAGACAGCAGCCUUUGUGGAUGCUGUGAGUCAUUCCUCUCGCAUUCUGCAGGCCAUGUCCCCGAUGAUUGUGGGAUUCGUUCGCCUGCGCCAUUGGCUCCAUGGGGCCGAAUUCAAUGGAGAGAGUCUCGACGUAGUCCAGAAUUGGAACACGUCGGAGGAGUUUCUGCAGGGAGCCGAGCAGGUCUACCGGCAUGUCUUGUCCACAGCCUUGGCGCCUUCCGACCAAGACUCGGACAUCGGCCCUCUUCACCGAACACGAGACUGGCUCAAGGACCAGCAACAGCAGCGAGCCCGCGAUUUUUCAGAUGCCGAGUCGUUCGAGCUCACAGAUGUGUCGAUGCGCUUCCACAGCCUUACAGGGCCAAAGAGUUUGGAGACGCUUCAGGAGAUAGAGCACAUCACGAGGUGGCAAGAGAAUCGGGAGAAGCUGCGAGGUCCUCUGGAGGAGGACUUGAUCAAAGGCUCCACAUUGAAGUUGAGCUUCUGGGCCGUGGCAGAGGCACGUUAUCUUCCCGCGUCCAAGAUGGAACGCCGUGCUGAUCGACUACUCAUCGAGUCAGCUUUUGACUUGCGAACAGGUAUAGCAUCGGAGUUCACUGUGUCCGAGCUCGAGACCCUGACGCGAGAAGUUUCGGAGCGAUUCGAGGAUCUAGACGAAUGA